AAAAAGCGCAAAAGUACGUCGUCGGGGGAGAAGAAGAGACGGGAGAAGCCGGCUGGUGAUCCGCUUCACGGAAAUGGAGUCGCGGUCGUCACAGAAGUUCAGGAGAAGCGCAGAUCCAAGGGAUCAACUCAGAAGAGAAGGUCCCGGGAAACAGUAUCAACGCGCUCGCCCCGGAGGGAGAGGGAAGAGCAUCGACCGCGCUACGAGUAUCAGUACAACGAUGUGUACAGGACUGGGGACCAGUACAGACCGUCGCUGAAUGUUCAAGUCCCCAGCAUGUGGCAGCGCCCCGUGGACCCAGAGAGCACGAAUUCUUCCCAGGAGAUGCUCCUAAACCCGCGCCCUCACCGGAGUCCGCAUCACAGACAGAGGCACCCAAAGCGUACGUCGCAAACGACUUUGCGGGGUCGCGGCGCAAAGCGCGACCCUCCUCGUCAUUCCAAAUCUAAGAGAAAUCUACGGCAAGAGGCUCCACGACAGGGGUGGUCAUUCUUCUCUCCACCUCCACCCAAGACUACUUCAAGACGGGACCAUCAUUAUACUGCUCUUGAAUCCUCCCCGCGCAGCCACCGAUCUCCCCGACACCACCCCAGCCAACAGUAUCAAGAGAUUCCCGAGUCUUCUCAAGCUCAAAAUCGUCCUCAUCGCUCGCGUCAGUACCAGCGCCAGGCUCCGUCGACUCGCCAAGCCCGCUCUCGAACCCCGAACACGGCCGCCCGCCGCACGCCAGACAGGAGAUUCGCAGUCCUUGCCGCAACAAACCAAGCCCUUGAAGACCUGCGCCGCGAAGCAUUCGCGCAACCCUCGCCACCGCCUCGACGAGAGCGCUUGCAACGUUACCAGGGGGUAACACUACCCACCUCAUCCAUUCCUUUCAACUGGGACUGUGUGAGUAGUUCGCAGACGUCAGCCGGCUAUGGAGAGUCAAGUACGAGGCACAGGCGAAGAGGGCGGUGA
Molecule: messenger RNA, 957 nt
Organism: Lindgomyces ingoldianus
Lineage: Eukaryota; Fungi; Ascomycota; Dothideomycetes; Pleosporales; Lindgomycetaceae
Exons: 1
Source: RefSeq, a predicted model, not a curated record